Papilio machaon (common yellow swallowtail) is the source of this 5213-nucleotide messenger RNA. RefSeq names its product DNA-directed RNA polymerase I subunit RPA1 (gene RpI1). Gene Ontology annotation, biological process: DNA-templated transcription. Gene Ontology annotation, cellular component: RNA polymerase I complex. Lineage: Eukaryota; Metazoa; Arthropoda; Insecta; Lepidoptera; Papilionidae. The transcript is spliced from 2 exons. The record is from RefSeq and is a predicted model, not a curated record. Gene Ontology annotation, molecular function: DNA-directed RNA polymerase activity; DNA binding. Bases 206 to 5173 code for a protein of 1655 amino acids.
UUGACUUUUCACUAGUUUUCAUGUUUGUUUUAACUUUUAUGUGGAAGUUCCAUGUUUUUUGCUAAUCACUGUAAAAGCUCCAAAAUGUAAACGGUUUUUAUUCACAAUAAGAUAUGUGUCACGGUGUAUCUGUUUAAAUGUUACAUGUCAACUAGUGUGAUAGUAGAGGUUAUUUGAAGAUAUUAUCGCUAUAAAAUAAGAAGCCAUGGGUUUAAAUACCACUUUUAGUUCAACCGUGCCUGAACUGGCUUCUUUUGAUCUUGAUUCAGUACAAUUCCUCAUGUUCAGUGAUGAAGAUAUAAAGAAAUUAAGUGUGCUAAAAAUAACAAAUCCAAUUUCAUUUGACUCAUUGGGAAAUGCUACCAAAGGAGGUCUGUACGAUGCUGCUUUAGGCCCCGUUAGAGACAGAAAUGAUUUUUGUGGUACUUGUUCAAAUACUAUGCUACACUGCACAGGCCAUUUUGGUCAUAUUGAACUGCCUUUGGUGGUUGUUAAUCCUUUAUUUAUCAAAACCAUUUAUAUAUUAUUCCGAAUCAGCUGCUUGAAGUGCUUCAAAAUCCAAAUGGACGAUAAAAUGAAAUCUAUAUUAAAAUUACAAUUGGAAUUGAUUGAGGCAGGCCAUGUCACUGCUGCCUUAGAUUUAGAGAAUGUUGUUGGUGAUGUUAAAAGUUAUAACAGUCAAACUUCUCCUGAUAAGCCCAACAAACUUAUAAGAAGGUGUCAAAAACUAUUGAAAACAAAAGAUCCAAUUAAUAAAACUUUCCAAAGUAAAAAUAGCGAUAAGCUAAGAACCAAGGUAAUCAAUAAUUUCUUCAAAGCCAUAAACAUUACAAAGACUUGUAUGUACUGCAGAAACAAACUGAUCAAGGUGACUACGUCUGAUAAUAAGAUCAUGUACAAUAUGACAUCUGAUGAUACGAAAGGUAUUAAAAUUUUAAUGCCAGAUGAAAUAAAACGUUACUGUAGUGCGAUUACACAAAAUGAUGAAGACCUUCUAUCAUAUUGCAUACCAGUUUUGAAAAAUUCAAACUGUAAGCCCAGUAGUGACAUAUUUUUCAUGCAUUCAGUGCCUGUUCUCCCACCAUCAGUUAGACCAUGCAAUGUAUUAAGAGGAGAACUACUGGAACAUCCUCAGACAAAUAUUUACAAAAGUAUAUUGAAUUCGUCAUUCAAAGCAAGAGCUAUAUUACAAGUCCUUUCAUCAUCUGAUCAACAGAAGGCCAUUGAUGGUCUUGAAACAAAUCCAAGACAAGCAUAUGAAAGUGUUAUGGGCAAGUCACCUCCUGAAAAGCUACAUACAAUCUGGCAAGACCUUCAAAAACAAGUGAAUUACCUCCUCAGUUGCGAGGACCAAACUAUAAGUCAAGGAUUAAAACAGAUUAUUGAAAAGAAAACUGGUGUUAUUAGGAUGAAUAUGAUGGGUAAAAGAGUCAAUUUUGCAGCACGAUCUGUUAUCACUCCUGAUCCCAAUGUGGACAUUGAUGAAAUUGGUAUACCUGCUGCAUUUGCCACAAAACUGACUUAUCCCGUACCUGUCACUGAAUGGAAUGUUGAUGAAUUAAGAAAAAUGGUAAUAAAUGGCCCAAACAAACACCCUGGUGCAGAAAAGAUUGAAAUUAAAAAUGGCAGAGUUAUUAGAAUACCUCCAGAUUCCAUUGAAAAGAGAAAGAGCCUUGCUAAGAGACUUCUAACUCCUGAUGAAUAUAAGACUGCAGGAUUAAAGAUAGUUCAUAGACAUCUUGUUAAUGGUGAUGCAUUAAUUUUGAACCGUCAACCAUCUCUCCACAAACCCAGUAUGAUGGCUCACAGAGCAAGAAUACUCAAAGGAGAAAAAACUCUUAGGUUGCAUUACGCUAACUGCAAAUCUUACAAUGCCGAUUUUGAUGGUGAUGAAAUGAAUGCCCAUUUUCCUCAGAAUGAAAUAGCUAGAAGUGAGGCUUACAACAUAAUGUCAGUAAUUCAUCAAUACCUUGUACCAAAAGAUGGCACUCCCCUAAGUGGACUUAUUCAAGAUCAUGUCAUUUCUGGGGUGAAAAUGUCAAUAAGAGGCGCAUUUUUUACAAAGGCAGACUAUCAGCAAUUAGUUUUUCAAGCUCUAUCCAAACACAAGGGUGAAAUCAAAUUGUUACCGCCAACAAUUCUCAAACCGGUCAUGCUGUGGUCCGGUAAACAAAUUUUAUCUACCAUUAUUAUAAAUAUUAUACCUAAAGGAAAACCCUACAUCACAUUGACUGGAAAGGCUAAGAUUAGUGCAAAAGCAUGGCAGAAGGAAAAUCCAAGACCGUGGAAUGCUGGUGGCACUCCAUUCAAUGAUUCAAACACAAUGUCAGAAGCUGAAGUUAUCAUUAGAAAAGGUGAACUUCUGAGCGGAGUUUUGGAUAAGACUCAUUAUGGUGCUACACCAUAUGGCUUAGUCCACUGUAUGUAUGAAUUGUAUGGAGGUGUAUAUUCCAGUGCUUUAUUAAGUGCAUUUUCGAAAGUAUUUACUUUUUAUCUACAGUGGUUGGGAUUUACACUUGGUGUUAGAGACAUAUUAGUUACUGAUGAAGCUAAUAAAAAGCGUGACGAAUUAAUAUGCUUGGUUCGUCAAAUCGGCAGGGUUGCUGCGGCUAAAGCAACGGAUCUCCCGGUCGAUGUCGACGAAGACACACUUAAAGAAACUAUUGGGGAGAUGCUAACAAAAGAUCCUAAAUUCAGACCUAAUUUAGAUAGACAGUACAAGAGCGCGCUGGAUUCUUAUACUAACAAAAUAAAUACAGUUUGUUUAACCGAAGGUUUAUUGGAGAAAUUUCCCUACAACAAUCUUCAAUUGAUGGUACAGUCUGGAGCAAAAGGAUCAACAGUAAACACUAUGCAAAUUUCAUGCUUGCUUGGACAAAUCGAACUGGAAGGAAAACGUCCGCCAUUGAUGAUAUCUGGACGUUCCCUUCCUAGCUUUUUGCCUUAUGAUCUCUCUCCAAGAGCCGGAGGAUUUAUUGAUGGCCGGUUUAUGACAGGAAUACAACCUCAAGAAUUUUUCUUUCACUGCAUGGCGGGUCGUGAAGGUCUCAUUGAUACAGCUGUAAAAACUAGUAGAUCUGGUUACUUACAAAGAUGCUUGAUAAAACAUUUAGAAGGUCUGGCUGUAUCGUAUGACUACACUGUCAGAGAUUCGGAUGGCAGUGUUAUUCAGGUAGCGUACGGAGAAGAUGGGUUAGACGUUUUAAAAUGCCAAUUUCUCAAGAAGGAUCAAUUUGAGUUUCUUGACAUUAAUUCAAAUGCAGUAGUUUCUAAAUCGACUAUUAACAAACUCAAAGAAGGUGAAAGCACUAAAGAUAUUGUGAAAUCACAAAAGUCCUUGAAAAAAUGGAAAAAGAAACACGGUGAUCCAUUUGAGAAAGUUCGGAUAAGUCCUUUCACUCAGUUUUCUAUUUUGGCAAGGAAAGAUAUUGUACCUGAUGAGAAACCUACGGACGAAACAAGAGAUCCAUUCUAUUGGGAGCUAGAAAAAAAAUGGCGAUCGAUGAGUGAAGAAGAGAAGCAGGAGUACGAAAGGAAAAAGUGUCCUGAUCCGGUUAUUAGCCAAUAUUCCCCGCAGUAUAAAUUUGGUGUAAUUAAUGAACAAUUAGAUGGAUUAAUACAAAACUACUUAAAAAAUAGACAAGAGACAGAUAAUAAGGAAACCACAGGUAAAGAUAAAUUUGUAGAUAUUAUGAACGCUAAGUAUUUAGCAUCUAUGGCAGCGCCAGGAGAGCCUGUGGGCUUGUUAGCCGCGCAAUCCAUAGGAGAACCAUCAACACAGAUGACAUUAAAUACCUUUCACUUCGCUGGAAGAGGAGACAUGAACGUUACUUUAGGUAUACCUCGGUUGAGGGAAAUUCUAAUGACAGCAUCAGCAAAGCUUAAAACUCCGAACAUGGAUAUACCUUUCCGUCAAAACUUGCCAAACUUGAAUAAAAAAGCAGAACGACUGAGACAAAAAUUGAACAGGGUUACGGUAGCAGAUGUUUUAGAAAAAAUAGAUGUUGAAUGUGAAAUUGUCACGAAUCCAGAGCGACAACUGAAAACUAUAUUAAGAUUCACGUUUUUACCACAUUCACAGUACAAAACUCAGUACGCAGUGAAACCUCCACAGAUUAUCAAACACAUGAAGAAAUUUUUCCCAGAAAUGUUUAUUAUUAUUAGGAAACAAGCUAAGGCUACGUGCGGUGUGGUGUGGGUAACAGAAAAAGAAAAAAAGAGGCGCAAAGCAAAUGAUGACGACGAAGAAGGCGAGGAGAUUGUUCCAGAAGAAAAAGAAACGAUUGGUAAAGACAUGAACGACGACAGCUCCGACGAAGAGGGACCGAACGAUGAUGACGACAAUACCGAAGUAAGAAUAAGAAAUAAGAGAGCAGAAGAGCAGGAAUACGAGGACCCCGAGUCAGAAGAAGAAGAAAAAUCAGAUGACGAAGCUAUACCGGAUGAGAAUCAAACUAUAUUAAUAGACGAUGAAGCCUUAGAAGUGAGUCAGAAUGAAGUGAACCCGGAUGAUAGCAGGGUGAUGAGUGAAGUUAUCGGAAGUAUACAAAACGCCACGAAUUAUACCUACGACACCAAGUCUCACAUGUGGUGCGAGCUAACUGUUCUAUUCCCUAUAAGUUUCUUGCGCGUCGAUCUUUCCCAGGCUCUACGAGAGGCAGCCACAAAGUCAGUUAUACACGAAGUAAAGAAUAUUAAAAGGGCUAUCACGAAUAAAGAAAAAGACGUGCUUUACCUCAAAACGGAGGGUAUAAACAUUUUGCAAAUGUUCAAAUAUAAUAAUAUUUUAGAUAUAAACAAGUUGUACAGCAACGAUAUCCACGCGAUAGCCAACACGUAUGGUAUAGAGGCCGCCAACAAGGUUAUCAUCAAAGAGAUCCAAAAUGUGUUCAAUGUCUAUGGUAUCACAGUGGAUCCGAGACAUUUGUCUCUGGUAGCUGAUUACAUGACGUAUAACGGAAUAUUUGAGCCUAUGAGUCGGAAAGGUAUGGAAUCGUCGACAUCUCCAUUACAACAAAUGUCUUUUGAAUCAUCGCUUAUAUUCUUGAAGGAAGCGGUGCUGAACUCGAAGACGGACAACAUUCGAUCGGCGUCGAGCUGCCUUAUGAUGGGUCAACUCUGCAAAAGUGGUACCGGCGCGUUUAGCUUGCAACACAGUGCAUUUGUUAACUAAUCAAUACAUUGUCUUAUGAUUAAGUACAUAUAGAAUUUAA